This is a messenger RNA of Maniola jurtina (meadow brown), 1600 nucleotides long. RefSeq names its product galactose mutarotase-like. NCBI's taxonomy places the organism in Eukaryota, Metazoa, Arthropoda, Insecta, Lepidoptera, Nymphalidae. Bases 89 to 1543 code for a protein of 484 amino acids. Gene Ontology annotation, molecular function: aldose 1-epimerase activity; carbohydrate binding. The transcript is spliced from 10 exons. The record is from RefSeq and is a predicted model, not a curated record. Gene Ontology annotation, biological process: beta-D-galactose catabolic process via UDP-galactose, Leloir pathway; glucose metabolic process.
UAAAAAUAUUGAUGUCUGUAGUAAAUAUUUAAAUUAUUAAGUAAAAAUAGCAAAUUUGUGAUAUAUAAAUUAUUUGUGGUUUUAAACAAUGGCUGAAGAAGCAGAAGAAAAAGCGAGCGGUGAUACCGUCUCAAUAGUUAAAGCAGAAUCUGAGAUUGCACCACCAAAAGUACCAGAUGUAGAGUUGAUAGUAGAUGGGUUUGGUUUUAUGCCAGAAGACAGUGUAAAUCAGUUUAAAUCUAGGAGUAAAAUGACAGCAGCAGAAUUAAAGAAAUCUUCAAAAUCUGUAAAAGAAAACAAAUCUACAUCAUCCAGUCAAAGUCCUUGUGCAUCAAGUACAAAUAUUGACAUUGUAAGAAGAUAUACUUGGAAGACAAAGAAUAGAAUGACAGUACAGAUUAUAACAUUUGGUGCUACCAUAACAACAAUUCAAGUUCCUGAUAAAAAAGGAGUUCCUGAUGAUGUGAUAGCUGGAUUUGAUACAUUAGAAGAAUAUUUUCAACCAAGAAAUCCAUAUUUCGGAGCCACCAUAGGACGUUACGCAAACUAUAUCCGUGACGGGACUAUAGUAGUUAAACCAUCCGGAAGAAUGUACAUGCUUAGUAACAAUCGAGGACACAAUCACUAUAAUGGUGGAUAUAUUGGAUUUGAUAAGGUUAAUUGGCGCUCCUACGUGAAUGGAAAUAAAGUGGUAAUGAGUCAUAUUUCCGAGAGAUUUCAUGAAGGCUACCCUGGAACUGUGAUGGCACAGAUCACUUUUGAAGUUACUUGCAACAACACUCUUAAAAUUGAAAUGAGAUGUACUACCAGUGAACCUACAAUAGUCAAUUUAAGUAGUUCACCUUACUUUAAUUUGGCUGGUCAUCAUGCAGGUCCAGAACAAAUGUAUGACCACAUCAUUAGUAUUAAUGCCGAUAAGUACACGGUCGUGGAUGACGAUGGACUUGUCACAGGAGAGAAGAACGUAGUAGGAGGUACAGCUUACGACUUCAGAGUGCCGCGCGUUUUGCGUGCUAUGCUGCCAAGGAUACCUAUGGGAGGAUAUGAUGUCAACUAUUGUAUCACGCAAGGCACUGAACAAGAUUUAUCUUUCCAAGCCAGAGCACUCCAUCCUCUCACCGGGAGGGUUGUUGAAGUGUACAGCAAUCAACCAGGCUUGCAGUUCUACACAGGCAACCUUCUGCCGGAUCCGGAUAAAAUUGUCGAGGAACCGUCAGCAGAAGAAGAAGAAGAAGCACGUGAAGAAGAAGUGAAGGUGGAGUCUGACAGUGGAAGCGAAAGCGAGAGCAGUGAGGAGUCGAGUGUAAAAGGCGAAGAUGAGGCUGGCGAAGAAAGCAAGGGCAAGAAAAGCUACGGUUAUAUACCACUAAUGGGGAAACAAGGGGCCCAUUACAAAAAGCAUGGCCUUUUCUGCUUAAUGCCGCAAAACUAUCCGGAUGCAGUAAAUCAUAAAAACUUCCCGAACUCCAUACUGAAUCCAGGCGAGGUGUACGUUCAUAAGAUUCAAUAUAAAUUUGGUCUACUGCUCGGAAAAUAUGUAUGAUAGGGAAAGAUGAUUGUGAUUUGGUAAAAAUAAAAAUUUGUAUUCGUCGAAAAUAUA